CUGCGUCGUCCCUGAAGGGCUGAUGCAGAGCAGGAAGGAGGAGGAGCGCACGCAGAUUCAGCACCACCUCAACCAGAUCAGCAUGCAGAUGAACAUGGAGGACGAGCCAGCUCCGUACAUCAUCCCUGCCGGCGACGGGGCCGCCGUCGGCAUGCAGCAGUCCGUCCUAGCCGAACUCGAUUUCCUCCCCUCACACCACACCGGUGGCUGCAGCUUUCCCUCCUCAUCCUCCACCUCCUCCUCGUUCCGUUCGGCCUCGCUCUCUUGCAGCCCGGAGAACUCCUCGGCGCACGCCCUCGCGACGCCCGCCGCCGGCCUGCAGUUCCCGGAGGUCUCCUCGCAUGUACCGCCGCUGGUGCUCCCAUGUGACGAUGACUACCACCAGUACGUCCUGAACUUCCACGACACGGCCGCAAUGGAGCCUGCCGUGGUGCCGGCAAGCGCGUUCAGCCGCUACGCGCGGCACCUCGGCGCGAGGCGGAGGCCGAAGCCGGCAUGCGGGCAGAAGAUGUUCAAGAAAUCCAUGUCCGUCCUGGUCAAGAUGCAAACGGCGGUGAGGUACAGCCACCAGCAGCACCACUUCCAGCAAGCGUCGGCGGUGGCCGAGCUGUCGUCGGUGAACCAGCUGCAGCACAUGAUCUCCGAGCGCAAGCGCCGGGAGAAACUCAACGACAGCUUCCAGGCUCUCAAGACCGUCCUUCCUCCCGGCUCCAAGAAAGACAAGACGUCGAUACUGAUCACCGCGAGGGAGUACGUGAAGUCCCUCAAGUCCAAGGUCUGCGACCUCGAGGAGAAGAACAAGGCGCUCCAGGCGCAGCUGGCCGAGUGUGCCCGCGCCGCCGGCCGGGUCGAAGAAGACGACGCCGAGAAGGUCGAAAUCCAAAUAACCAGAGCGGCGGCGGAUCGGGAAGAUGGGACGACAACGAGUGAGGUUUGCACGGUGAAGAUAGCAGCGAGGCCGGCGCAUGGCAACACGAUGGACGUGGUGCUCAGGACGCUGCAGUGCCUCAAUGACCAGAUGGGGGAAGAGGACGUCAGCCUGGUGGCCAUGAGCACCAGCUAUGGCGACGGCGUCAACGGCCUCACCGGAGCAUUCCUGACGAUGCAGCUCAAAUCAGCGUCCGGCGCCAAGUGGGAGGAGGAGGUGGUCAGGGAAGCCGUGGCGAAGGCCGUCGCGGCCCGCACGGGCGCCGACCGCCGUGGCGACGCCGCCGGCCGGUCUCGGCACGCCGAAUGA
This is a messenger RNA of Triticum dicoccoides, 1237 nucleotides long. Its product is annotated as putative transcription factor bHLH041. The record is from RefSeq and is a predicted model, not a curated record. The transcript is spliced from 4 exons. The annotation marks the transcript as partial. NCBI's taxonomy places the organism in Eukaryota, Viridiplantae, Streptophyta, Magnoliopsida, Poales, Poaceae. Gene Ontology annotation, molecular function: protein dimerization activity.